AACUGAACUGAAGAACUAUUCCUGUGAUUUUACCAGAAGAAACAUGAUGAUAAAAGAAGUAUUCAUUCUACUAGCAAUCCUGACAGUCUCCAUUCAUGGAUGUACAUCGGAAGACAAGGUCCUACUUAGGGAGGUGACGGCCAUUACUCUUACAGAAGGUAAAAUGACCAAUGCCAGACGUUCCCCAGCCAUUAAACAGUUGGAGUGUGUGGGCGGGUCAGCCGGUUGUGAUGGUUUCAGACCGAAAGUGGUCCUGUGUGUUAAUGCAGGACAUGAUGGAUAUACUGUUCAAUGGGACUGUAAGACGGAGAUGGAGAGCAAGUACAGGUUUGGCAAGAAGCUUGACAUCAAUUGUGAAGGAUAUGACUAUCUCGGUGAUUCUUAUAUACUGAGGGGAUCCUGUGGGCUGAAAUAUGAAUUGGAUCUGACUAGUGAUCACUGACAACAAGUAGAGGGCAAAGCUGGCAAAUGCAUGUCCCCCUUUUUAUAAACUCAAAACUUAAAAUUAAAAAAAUAAUGCUGCUUUUAGCUGUUUUAUAACUUA
Amphimedon queenslandica is the source of this 544-nucleotide messenger RNA. Its product is annotated as store-operated calcium entry-associated regulatory factor-like. The record is from RefSeq and is a predicted model, not a curated record. Lineage: Eukaryota; Metazoa; Porifera; Demospongiae; Haplosclerida; Niphatidae. Bases 44 to 442 code for a protein of 132 amino acids. Gene Ontology annotation, biological process: regulation of store-operated calcium entry. The transcript is spliced from 5 exons. Gene Ontology annotation, cellular component: endoplasmic reticulum membrane.